Pedinophyceae sp. YPF-701 is the source of this 1320-nucleotide messenger RNA. NCBI's taxonomy places the organism in Eukaryota, Viridiplantae, Chlorophyta, Pedinophyceae. The record is from the annotation of a GenBank genome assembly.
AUGGAGCCUCGUUGCAUCGCUGCCUCGCGCAGCGCAGCGGCCAUCCCCGCGCCCCAGCGGGCCUCCCUCCGCAGGGGCGGCAAGCCCGCGGCCGUUCCGGGCGCGCCCUUCCGCUCCCGCACGGGAAUGUUCGGUCGCGACCUGACGUGCCAAGCGCUCAGCUGGCCGUCCUUCUCGCUCGGCAACUCGCGCGAGGCCUACCCGGCGCCGCACUCCAGCCCCAGGGAAGCCAACAUGCUCUCGGAGCUGCGGCGGUUCAUGGAGAGCCGCGGCUGCUACAUCCACCCCGACAUCAUCAUCUCGCACCAGACGACGACCGGCUGCCGCGGCCUCGUGGCCCGCCAGGACAUCGAGGACACGCGCGCGCUGAUGUUGUUCCCUUCCACGGCCUUUGUCGACACCGCCGAGGCGUCCGACAAGCUCGCGGCCGAUGGCUUCGACGCGGCGCACCUCGACGAUGUCGAGCUCCUCGCGCUCUACCUCGCGCACGAGCGCGCGCGCCAGAACGACUCGGAGCUGCGGCCGUGGUUGGCCCUCCUGCCUGCUGUGCCACCUGGCGCCUUCAGCGACGUCGGCGCCUCCGCAUUCGCGUGCCUGACGGACCCCCCCGUCCGUGGCGUCUCCAGGGAGAAGUGGGCGAGCGAGCUCAAGGAGCACCGCGCACGGACGGAGGCCCGUGUGGCGCGCAUGGCCGCGGCGGGCGCCACGGACGCCGGCCUGUCCCGGCAGGACCUCCAGUGGGGCCUCGGCAUGGUGGCGUCGCGCGCAUUCGUGGCCGGUGACCGUGUUGUCCUUGUUCCGUUCCUGGACAUGUGCAACCACUCGGCGUCGCCCCACGAGCACUGCGACGUGGCCUACGGCCCGGACGAGGCGCUCAUUCAGGGGCGCGAGCUCGAGCUGACCGCGCUCGGGUCUCUUCACCGCGUCAAGUCCCCGCUCCGCGCCCGCCCGGCCUCGGAGGACGGCCUGUCGACGACGGAUGAGGAGCGCGAGGAGCGCGCCACUGCCGCCGCGCGCACGGAGGCGGCGCGCGCCCCUCGCUCUCCUGGCCCGUCGAUGCCCACGGCGACGCUCGAGGACGCCUGGCAAGACUACGCGUCGCGCCACGGUGUGCUGGCCGAGGACGUGCUGGCGGUGCGGCCGCCGCGCGCAGGCCCGCCCGGGUGGGGCGUCAUGGGAGCCUUCCAGGGCCCCGGCGCGCUCGGGUGGGGCAUCGGCGCCGGCGAGGAGCUGCUGAUUGACUACCGACACGAGUGCGGCACGCCGGAGAUGACGGCUGAGGACGUGCGCGUACGGCGGAUGCUGGACGCUGGCUUCUGA